Molecule: messenger RNA, 2261 nt
Organism: Mus musculus (house mouse)
Lineage: Eukaryota; Metazoa; Chordata; Mammalia; Rodentia; Muridae
Gene: Rbmxl1
Product: RNA binding motif protein, X-linked like-1
Exons: 2
Coding region: 818-1984 (388 amino acids)
Cellular component (GO): nucleus; organelle
Molecular function (GO): RNA binding; nucleic acid binding
Source: RefSeq, marked validated
GGCUCCUCCCCACCCGUGUGCCGCGCGUGGGCGGGCGAUUCCGGAGGCCGCGUGGUGCGGGCCUUUGCCUGACCCCGAACCACUAAAGCAACAGGACAACUGAGAGGGGGCCAGGAACUCAGAACAAAAGCAGUGAGGGCCAGAUCCAGGGUGGAGGGUCUGAUGUCCGCCCCCUCCCCCAACCCUCGGUUUCUUGCAUUGCAUUUUGGCGAAUCUAUGACAUAGUUUCACGAAUGGUCUUCCGAGCAUCAACCCUUCCUCUUUAUGCACCCAAAGAAAGAAAGGAACAAAGUAUUGUGGGACAUUUUGAAGCAGCCUGGUAUCAGCUACUUGAAUAGUUUACUAUGGAACGUAACGUUCGAAAGGGAUUGUACCAGACUUUCAUUCUGAAUGCAUUCAAAGCUUGAAAGAGACUCGGCGUGCAAUUUGCUCUAUUUAACUUUAUCUUGCUGACAUGACUCGCUAUCCAAAAACUAAGCUGCUUUAAGCAGUUGUGCUAUCAGUUCUCAGUUGCACAGCCCCCACUGCUCGGUAAUUACGCAUCAGGCAGCAUGAAGAAAAGCUAAUCUCAAGAUAAAAAGAACUUAAUAGGGAGACAUUAAACAAUUUACCAGGCAAAAGAAGUACAUGAAAUGUGAUAAAGGCUUAUUAUAAGACAGUCACAAGGUGCUCGUGUGCAGUAGUCCUAGUGGCUUUUCUGUUCUGUUCUGAGACCCAGCAGCUGUCACCGGUGAGCUACUUGGAAGGCCGAUUUGGCGAGCUUGUAGGAGGAGCUUGAGACCUUCACGUCCCCUCCGACUCUCAGCUGGAAGGCAAGAUGGUUGAAGCAGAUCGCCCAGGAAAGCUCUUCAUUGGUGGGCUUAAUACAGAAACAAAUGAGAAAGCCCUUGAAGCAGUAUUUGGCAAGUAUGGACGAAUAGUGGAAAUACUUUUGAUGAAAGACCGGGAAACCAACAAAUCAAGAGGAUUUGCUUUUGUUACCUUCGAAAGCCCAGCAGAUGCUAAAGAUGCAGCUAGAGAUAUGAAUGGAAAGUCCUUGGAUGGAAAAGCCAUCAAGGUGGAGCAAGCUACCAAACCAUCUUUUGAAAGUGGCAGGCGUGGACCACCUCCACCUCCAAGAAGCAGGGGCCCUCCCAGAGGUCUUCGAGGAGGAAGUGGAGGAACUAGGGGACCCCCUUCACGUGGAGGAUACAUGGAUGAUGGUGGUUAUUCCAUGAACUUUAACAUGAGUUCUUCCAGGGGACCACUUCCAGUAAAGAGAGGACCACCACCACGAAGCGGGGGUCCCCCUCCUAAAAGAUCAACACCUUCCGGACCAGUUCGAAGCAGCAGUGGAAUGGGCGGAAGAACACCAGUGUCCCGUGGAAGAGAUAGCUACGGGGGUCCACCACGAAGGGAACCCCUGCCAUCUCGCAGAGAUGUUUAUUUGUCCCCAAGAGAUGAUGGAUAUUCUACAAAAGAUAGCUAUUCAAGCAGAGAUUACCCAAGCUCCCGAGACACCAGAGAUUAUGCACCGCCACCAAGAGAUUAUACUUACCGUGAUUACAGUCAUUCCAGUUCCCGUGAUGACUAUCCAUCAAGAGGCUACGGUGAUAGAGAUGGAUAUGGUCGGGAUCGUGACUAUUCAGAUCAUCCAAGUGGAGGUUCCUACAGAGAUUCAUAUGAGAGUUAUGGAAACUCACGCAGUGCACCCCCUACACGAGGGCCACCACCAUCUUAUGGAGGAAGCAGUCGCUAUGAUGAUUACAGCAGCUCACGUGAUGGCUACGGUGGAAGUCGAGACAGUUACUCAAGCAGCAGAAGUGAUCUCUACUCAAGUGGCCGUGAUCGAGUUGGCAGACAAGAACGAGGGCUUCCCCCUUCUAUGGAAAGGGGGUACCCUCCUCCACGUGAUUCCUACAGCAGUUCAAGCCGAGGAGCGCCAAGAGGAGGUGGCCGUGGAGGGAGCCGAUCUGAUAGAGGGGGAGGCAGAAGCAGAUAUUAGAAACAAAUAAGACUUUGGAUCAAGGUCUCCAUGCAAAGAAACAAAGGAUGGAAAGUCUUCUGUCAUAACUACCCAAGGACUACUAAAAGAAAAGUUGUGUUACCUUUUUAAAUUUUCUGUUUUAAGUUUCCCUUCAUUUUUGUGUUCUUGUGAAGAAAAAGUAAAACAUGAUUAAUUUUGAUAUUAUGAAUUGCUUUCAACAAGCAAAUGUUAAAUGUGUAAGACUUGACUUGUACUAGUGUUGUAAUUUUCCAAGUAAAAGUGUUCCUAAAGGCAA